Coregonus sp. 'balchen' is the source of this 6538-nucleotide messenger RNA. Lineage: Eukaryota; Metazoa; Chordata; Actinopteri; Salmoniformes; Salmonidae. The record is from the annotation of a GenBank genome assembly.
AUGUAUGCUCAGGAGAGAAGAAGAACCCUACAGGAACGGACCAUGUCUUCUCAACAGGAACCUCCAGUCAUGCAGCAGGAAGUCCCCAAGAUAAUGCCCAGAGAACCCAGUCUCCCCGCCAGAAGCAGUGAGCCCCAAACCCUCUCUCUCUCUCUCACACCUCUGACUUUCCUUGUUCUUCCUGUUCUCUCCUCUGACUUCUCUUGUCCUGUCUCUCUCUAUUCCGGAUCUCUCUCUGUUUCUUCUUGUUCUCUCUACUACUCUGGGCUCUCUCCUGGUCUUCUAUUCCUUCUUUUAUUUUUAUUCUCUCGCUCUCUCAUUAACAUCUUCUCCUCUCUCUAUCUAAUCUCUAUUCUCUCUAUUACCCCUCUUCUUUUUUCUAUCUCUCUCUUUCCUCUUCUUAUCUGUUCCUCUCUUUUUAUCCUCAGCCCCUAAAUUUUUUUAUCUCUCUCUUCUCUAUCUCCUACUCUCUCUUAUCUAUCUUUCUCUGUCUCUUUAUCUGUUCUUCUAUCUUCUCUUGUAUAUCUUCCCGGUUCUUUGUCUCUCUUUCGCUUUUUCUCUUACUCUCUUUCUUAUCUCCUCUUUCUCCUUCUCUAUUUUUCUCUUCUUAUAUCCUUUUUAUCUCUCUAUCUUCCUCUCUAUAUCUCUCUCUCUCAUAACUAAUCCUAUCUUCUCUCUCUCCUCUUCCUCUCUCUCAACAACACACAACCACACAAAAAACACACAAAAAACAAAUCUCCCUUUUCUUCGCGACUCUCUCUCUCUUUCUAUCUUUACUCUCUCUUCUUUCUCAAUAAUCUCUAUCCUUCUUCUCUAUUCUUAUCUCCCUCUCUUCUCUCUUCUUUUCUUCUUAUUCUCCCCCUCAUAUUUUCUCCCUCCUCUUUCUUUAUCUCUCUCUCUCUCUUUAUCCUCUCUCCCCGCUGACUCAUCCUCUCCUAUUCUCUCUCACACAACACAACAACACACAACUUUUUUUCUAUCGGGACUAUUCUCUUCUUCUGUUUCUCUUCAUCUAUUUCUCUCUCUAUUUUCUCUCUCUUUCUAUCUCUUUAUCUCUCUCUCUUUAUCUUCUUCUACUCUCUCUCUGCUUGAACUCUUCUCUCGCUAUUCACUCUUCUCUCCUUCUCUUCUCUAUCUCUCUAUAUCUUCUCUCUCUUGUCUCUGUCUCUGUCUCUGUCUCAUUCCUCUAUCGCUGUCUCUCGCUCUCUGUCUCUCUCUCUGGUCUCUCUGCUCUAUCUAUAUCUCUCUUCUCUCUCUCUCUUCUUGUUCUCUCUCUCUCUUAUCUCUCUCUCUCUCUUGUUCUCUCUCUUCUCUCUCUCUCUCUCUCUCUCUCUCUCUCUCUCUCCUCAAAACAUGACAAAGUCACCUGAUUUAUCAGUGGUGGAAAAAGUACCCAAUUGUCAUACUUGAGUAAAAGUAUAGAUACCUUAAUAGAAAGUUAUUUAAUAAGUGAAAGUUACCCAGUAAAAUACAACUUGAGUAAAAGUCUAAAAGUAUUUGGUCCUUAAUAUGCUUAAGUAUCAAAAGUAAAUGUAAUUGAUAAAAUAUACUGAAGUAUCAAAAGUAAAAGUAUAAAUAAUUUCAAAUUCCUUAUAUUAAACAAAGCAGACGGCACCAUUUUCUUGUUUUAAAAAUGUAUGGAUAGCCAGAGGCACACUCCAACACUCAGAUAUAAUUGACAAACGAUGCAUUUGUGUUUAGUGAGUCCGCCAGAUCAGAGGCAGUAGGGAUGACCACGUAUUCUCUUGAUACGUGUGUGAAUUGGACAAUAUUUCUGUCCUGCUAAGCAUUUAAAAUGUAACGAGUACUUUUGGGUGUCAAGGAAAAUGUAGGGAGUAAAAUUAUUUUCUUUAGGAAUGUAGUGAAGUAAAAGUAAAAGUAGUCAAAAAUAUAAAUAAUAAAGUACAAAUAUGCCCAAAAACGACUUAAGUAGUACUUCAAAGUAUUUAUACUUAAGUACUUUACACUACUGUGAUUUAUGCUGUUAUAACCCCUGUCUCUAUCGCUCUGCCUCUGUAUUCCUCAGCGUCUCUGCGUAAAGCUAUGUCCCUCCAGAACCUGAGCCAGAUAGAGACACCCUGGGAAGGGGUCACACUUAACCGCUGUCUGUUCAUAGCUAUCGCAAUCCUGCUGCUCAGCUCCGGCUUUCAGAAACUACAUGGCAAGUACACAAGUGUAGACCACGCCCCACUACACAUACUAUAUACAAUUAUGUCAAGUUGGUAAAGCACAAUGAAUAUACAUUUUGGGGGGUCAACUUGAACUCAAACCAGUAAGUGACAAUGACACAGACAGACACACAUUUAUUUGUAGGUUACAAAGAGUGUUUCCAUCCCUAAUGUGAGCGUCCUGUCAUCCUAUAGAAACCAUAAAAGGUCGACGGGCUGUGGCAGAAGAGGAGUAUGAUGAUGCGCUGACUGUGAGGCACUCAGCAAUGAGAUACAAAGUCCAACCACAGGAGGUAGUGGCACAGACACAAAAUACUCUCCUGUCUCUCCAGGCUCAGAAUCCUCAUUGCCAACAUGGUAUGGAUUACAGGAGAUUUGCUGCAAAGUGCCACUCCUAAAGGCCUGCAGUGUGUGAUGGUUUUCAUCUGCACUUUGCAGAUCAGCUACUACUGUCACUGACGGUUAGCUGGAGCAUCCAUUCAAAUGGCUGGCUUCUCAAGUAGGUUCAGGUGACACAGGAUGUGUAUGGAAUCAUACUUCUAUACUAUUUAGUAGGGAUGAGUAUGUGUGAGCAUUUAUUAGGUAGUAUACACAUAUGGGGUAGUAUGCUGAUUAUGCUUGAAAGACUAGGAUGGCAUACUACAUUCAGCAAAAAUGUAUAGGUGACCUCUACAUUCCUAUUCAGGAAGUGUUUUUAUUUGUUAUUUUACCCCUGAAUCAGAGGAGGCUGGUGGGGGGAGCUAUAUGAGGAUGGGCUCAAUGUAAUGGCUGAAAUUGAAUAAAUGGAACGGUAUCAAACAUAGAGAAACCAUGUUUGACUAUUUAUUGAUUCCAGCCAUUACAAUGAGCCCGUCCUCAUAUAGCUCCUUUCACCAGCCUCCUCUGCCCUGAAUGUAUUGAGGGCUGAGACAUCUGUGUCUCGUUGAUGAGUGAUGCGAUUGUAUGCUGAAGUUUGCAAACAAACUACAUACUAUACGGAACAAAAAUAUAAACGCAACAUGUAAAGUGUUGGUCCCAUGUUUCAUGAGCUGAAAUAAAGGAUCCCAGAAAUGGUUCAAUAUGCACAAAAAGCUUAUUUCUCUAAAAUGUUGUCCACAAAUUUGUUUACAUCCCUGUUAGUGAGCAUUUCUCCUUUGCCAAGAUAAUCCAUCCACCUGACAGGUGUGGCAUAUCAAGAAGCUGAUUAAACAACAUGACCACCUUGUGCUGGAGACGAUAAAAGACCACUCUAGAAUGUGCAGUUUUGUCACACAACACAAUGCCACAGAUGUCUCAAGUUUUGAGGGAGUGCCAGAGAAUGUAAUGUUCAUUACUCUACCAUAAGCCACCUCCAACGUCGUUUUAGAGAAUUUGGCAGUACGUCCAACCGGCCUCACAACUGCAGACCACGUGUAACCACGCCAGCCCAGGACUUCCAUAUCCGGCUUCUUCACCUGCGGGAUUGUCUGAGACCAGCCACCCGGACAGCUGAUGAAACUGUGGGUUUGCGCAACCGAAUAAUUUAUUCACAAACUGUCAGAAACUGUCUCAAGUAAGCUCAUCUGCGUGCUCGUCAUCCUUACCAGGGUCUUGACCUGACUGCAGUUUGGCGUUGUAACCGACUUCAGUGGGCAAAUGCUCACCUUCGAUGGUCACUGUCACGCUGGAGAAGUGUUCUCUUCACGGAUGAAUCCCGGUUUCAACUGUACCGGGCAGAUGGCAGACAGCGUGUAUGGCGUCUUGUGGGCGAGCGGUUUGCUGACGUCAACGUUGUGAACAGAGUGCGCCAUGGUGGCGGUGGGGUUAUGGUAUGGGCAGGCAUACAGUGCCUUGCAAAAGUAUUCAUCCCCCUUAGCAUUUUUCCUAUUCUGUUGCAUUACAACCUGUAAUUUAAAUGGAUUUUUAUUUGGAUUUCAUGUAAUGGACAUACACAACAUAGUCCAAAUUGGUGAAGUGAAAUGAAAAAAAUAACUUGUUUCAAAAAAUUCUAAAAAACUAAUAACGGAAAAAUGGUGUGUGCAUAUGUAUUCACCCCCUUUGCUAUGUAGCCCCUAAAUAAGACCUGGUGCAACCAAUUACCUUCAGAAGUCACAUAAUUAGUUAAAUAAAGUCCACCUGUGUGCAAUCUAAGUGUCACAUGAUCUCAGUAUGUAUACACCUGUUCUGAAAGGCACCAGAGUCUGCAACACCACUAAGCAAGGGGCACCACCAAGCAAGCGGCACCAUGAAGACAAAGGAGCUCUCCAAACAGGUCAGGGACAAAGUUGUGGAGAAGUACAGAUCAGGGUUGGGUGCCAAGAGAGGGCCGCCCACCAAAACUCACGGACCAGGCAAGGAGGGUAUUAAUCAGAGAGGCAACAAAGAGACCAAAGAUAACCCUGAAGGAGCUGCAAAGCUCCACAGCGGAGAUUGGAGUAUCUGUCCAUAGGACCACUUUAAGCCGUACACUCCACAGAGCUGGGCUUUACGGAAGAGUGGCCAGAAAAAAGCCAUUGCUUAAAGACAAAAAUAAGCAAACACGUUUUGUGUUCGCCAAAAGGCAUGUGGGAGACUCCCCAAACAUUUGGAAGAAGGUACUCUGGUCAGAUGAGACUCAAAUUUAGGUUUUUGGCCAUCAAGGAAAACGCUAUGUCUGGCGCAAACCCAACACCUCUCAUCACCCCGAGAACACCAUCCCCACAGUGAAGCAUGGUGGUGGCAGCAUCAUGCUGUGGGGAUGUUUUUCAUCAGCAGGGACUGGGAAACUGGUCAGAAUUGAAGGAAUGAUGGAUGGUGCUAAAUACAGGGAAAUUCUUGAAGGAAACCUGUUUCAGUCUUCCAGAGAUUUGAGACUGGGACGGAGGUUCACCUUCCAGCAGGACAAUGACCCUAAGCAUACUGCUAAAGCAACACUUGAAACUUGUCUUGGAAUGGCCUAGUCAAUCCAAUUGAGAAUCUGUGGUAUAACUUAAAGAUUGCUGUACACCAGCGGAACCCAUCCAACUUGAAGGAGCUGGAGCAGUUUUGCCUUGAAGAAUGGGCAGAAAUCCCAGUGGCUAGAUGUGCCAAGCAUAUGGAGACAUACCCCAAGAGACUUGCUGCAAAAGGUGGCUCUACAAAGUAUUGACUUUUUUUUUGGGGGGGGGGGGGGGGGGGGGGGGGGUGAAUAGCUAUGCACGCUCAAGUUUUCUGUUGUUUUGUCUUAUUUGUUGUUUGUUUCACCCAAACAAUUAUUUAGCAUCUUCUAAAGUGGUAGCCAUGUUGUGUAAAUCAAAUGACACAAACCCCAAACAAAUCCAUUUUAUUUCCAGGUUGUUAGGCAACAAAAUCGGAAAAAGUGGGGUGAAUACUUUCGCAAGUCACUGUAAGCUACGAACGAACACAAUUGCGAUUUAUCAGUGGCAAUUUGAAUGCACAGAGAUACCGUGAUGAGAUCCUGAGGACAAUUGUUGUGCCAUUCAUCCCCAGCCAUCACCUCAUGUUUCAGCAUGAUAAUGCACAGCCCUAUGUCACAAGGAUCUGUACACAAUUCCUGGAAGCUGAAAAUGUCCCAGUUCUUCCAUGGCCUGCAUACUCACCAGACAUGUCACCCAUUGAGCAGGUUUAGGAUACUCUGGAUUGACGUGUACAACAGCGUUUUCCAGUUCCCGUCAAUAUCCAGCAACUUUGCACAGCCAUUGAAGAGGAGUGGGACAACAUUCCACAGGUCACAAUCAACAGCCUGAUCAACUCUAUGCGAAGGAGAAAUGGCAAAUGGUGGUCACACCAGAUGCUGUGGUUUUCUGAUCCAUGCCCCUACCUUUUUUUUAAGGUAUCUGUGACCAACAGAUGCAUAUAUGUAUUCCCAGUCAAGUGAAAUCCAUAGAUUAGGGCCUAAUUUAUUUAUUUCAAUUGACUGAUUUCCUUACAUGAACUGUAACUCAGUAAAAUCUUUGAAAUUGUUGGUUUAUAUUUUUGUUCAGUGUAACAUUUUUUUGUCCAAAAUAGUAAUGAGUAUAUAGUACAUAUUUGUGCAUUAUAAUAAUAUAUCCGGUUCCAAACAAAGCCCAAGAUGUUUCUGUACGCCAAUGUUUUGUUACCAGUAUAUUUCCUUUUUCCUUUUGACCAUUUCCUGUUUCCUGCAGCCUGAGACCUCUCUAUAUGAGGUGCUGUUCUGGUGGUUACCUGACUUUAAUGACGAAGAUGAUGACGGGGAAACCAAACAAGGUCGAUUGAAGAAGGGGGUCAGAGAGAGGUCGCUGAAGGGCCUGAGAAGCAGGGGAACACCAGAGGGAAGACUUGUCAAAGGCAGAAAGGUGGAGGAAAAGAGGGCUAAGAGAGAGAGAGAUGAAGAAACUAAGCAGAAGAAAACGGGAAAACAGGUCAAGCUGAGAGGGGAGGAAAAACAAGUGGCGGAAGAUGGAGGAAGUUAA